Racocetra fulgida is the source of this 579-nucleotide messenger RNA. NCBI's taxonomy places the organism in Eukaryota, Fungi, Glomeromycota, Glomeromycetes, Diversisporales, Gigasporaceae. The record is from the annotation of a GenBank genome assembly.
AUGGGACGUAAUCGUCACAAAUGGUCUAAAUAUUUUAAAAUACUUGAUGAAUUUGCGAAUAAAAGCAAUAAAGCAGCCAUAUAUUAUGCUUGUUUAGAAGCUUUGAGUAGCGAAGCUAAAAAAAUAACCAACAAAGCAAAUUUAUGCUAUAACCAUUUAAAAUCUUGUCUAUAUUUUGCACAAAAAUAUACUACUGAAGAAUUAGAAAAAAUUCUUCAAAUUGAAAAUGAAUCUAAUGAGGAAUUUAGCGAAGAAGACUCUAUAAAAAAAACUAACCAAAUAGAAGAUGAUGAUAUUGUGGUUGCUUUUAAGCUUGCCAAUCCUGCAAUUCAAUUACCUUCAUGUCGUAAAUUAAGUGGAUCUAUUCUAAAGAAGGAAAUACUUGUAACUAAUAUAGAAAAUUUAACUAACCCAGAUGAUAAAAAAUUUCCAACUGAUAUAGCCAAAAUUAUUAAUAAUUCUACUUUUUGGAAUGAUUUAAAAGAACUAGAUAAUAUUCUUCUUCCAUUUUGUGCUACUCUUAACAAACUUCAUUGUGAAUCAGCACGCUUAUGUGAUAUUAUGCAUACAUAUGCAUAG